UUUUUUCACUCAGGAACUCUGUGCUUCCAGCAGUCAGCUGUCAACAGGCUGGGCAUGAAAUGAGGCUCAGACAACGACGCAGUACUUGGAAGUGAUAACAAUACAACGUUUUGUUACUGUCCGGUAAACUGUUCAUAUUCAUUCAGUGGAUUUUGUAAUCUUGCUCGCUCGAGAGGUUAUGAACUCGGGACACGCAGAUCAUUGAACACGAUGGACAUGUGAGAGUCGACUCUACAUGAAUGCAGACGCUGAGGCGAUGCUGGAUUGAAUGGCACUAAGGAUACGAGGCUGUGACCCAGCAGGAGCACUGCGAUGGCCAGCUGCCACAGUAGCCAUGCAGACACCGCCAAAGCUCCUCCUCCCUCAGCCUCAAGGCCGCCAGCCUUGCCCAAACUCCACGUCCAGGGCUCGCUGUCCCGGAAGUCCAUCACCAUCCACUUCUCGCCCCUGGGCGAGGAAAAGGAGGAGGAGGAAGAGGAGCUCUAUGGGGCAGUUGUGUCCUCUCCUCUUCCCCCUGCUGGACCUAUAAAGGACCCAGGCAUUGUGACGGCCCUGGAGGCCAGCGAGGAUCUGAUCCUUGAUGGAGCCGGGUUGGACUCUGAGGAUCAGGCUGCAGUUCUGCCUAUGUUGUCCUCAACUGGUCCUCAAAGCUCCAUCACCUCCACAUUACCCUCUGAACUGAAAAGCUCCUCUCCUUCCCCUGCCUACACCUCUAAAUCCACUUCCUCCAAGUCUAGCGACAAACCUUUCUUCAGCCUGGUCAAGUCUCUAUCCUCUGACAUCAUUGAGCCUUCUGAAAAUGUCUCCAUCUCCCCCGCUGCCCCCACUUCCGUGAGCCACCGCCACCUAAUGAAAACCCUGGUCAAGUCACUCUCCUCUGACACCUCCCAGGAAUCCCCCCCUUCCUCCUCCUCCUCGCCCUACCGCCUCUCGGACUCCCGCCUCAACCUGCACCUCUUCAAGCAGUUCACGCAGUCCCGUGCCCCAGUAGGCGUCGUUGCCGGGGGUGACUCCAAGACCGCCCCCUCCUCGACGCUCACCUCCCCAGACAGCCGCAACUUCUUUAAGGCGUCCGUGGAGGCGAGCAUUGAGGACACUAAGCGCCGUUUCUCCGAGGCCAUCUACGAGCCUCUCCAGCUGUUCAAUAAGAUCAUGGAGGACAAGAGCGGAGGCAUUGGCAGCAGUGCCUUUCGGUCCAAAGCACUCUCGUCCAGUGCUUCGGAGCUCACCUGCCUGGCCUCCCUCAACAACGGCCAACCGGAGAGCAACUACAGCAUCAAGGAGGAGGAAAACGGGGACGACUGGGAGUCUGAGGGAACUGGAAACGGAGCCAGCUCUCCAAAUCCCACCUCUGACACCAGAAGUCCUAAAAUGUCUUCCUCCGCUUCCGCCUCUCUCGGCCUGGACAAGUGCUCCAUGUCAGCCCUGGCCAAGCUGGAGGAUGAGGACUUCUGCAUCCUGUCUAGUGAGGACUUUGAGGAUACCGAGGGGGAUUAUGGAGACACAACGGACAAUACAUGUAGCCAAGUCAGACUGCCGCCUAGUGGCAGUUCGGAACUAUGCAGUGACGACAAGUCCGAGGGAGAAGAUCCACCACCCAGCAUUCCACACUACACCCUGAUCAUCAUCACAGCGCUGGUCUACGGGUACUUCGUGUUGCCCCUGCCCACCUACGUUGGGGGUAUGCUGCUGGGAGUGGGACUAGGGUUCAUGCUAGCUAUCGCUGUGGUGUGGUUGGCCGGACCCAAGCCUUCUGGCAAUCGCACCAGACAUCCCAGACACCAGGGGAAGCUGAGGAACAUGGCCCAGCUGGGCAUCAAAGAGCCAAGCAUCUUCAAGGGCUGGAUGAACGAGAUAGUGAACUACGACCCGGAGACGUACCACGCCACUCUGACCCACUCUGUGUAUGUGAGACUGGAGGGCUCCAUCCUGCGCCUGUCCACACCCAACCGCAACAUCGCSCGGCGGGCCACCCAUAACGAACCCAAGCCCGAUGUCACCUAUAUCAGCCAGAAGAUCUACGACCUCACUGACAGCAAGAUCGAUCUGGUGCCCCAGAGUCUGGCCAGGAAGCGCGUGUGGAACAAGAAGUACCCUAUCCGCAUCGAGCUGGCCAAGCAGGACGACUUCAUGUCCAAGGCAGAGGGCGACCGCAGCGAAACCACACACGAGAGAACAGCAGCCACAGGAGAGGCGACCGUGGGGACGGAGGAGGCCAAAAGGUCUGGUGGUCCAGAACUGACCCUGUACCUGUUUGGUCGGACGGGGAGGGAGAAGGAGGAGUGGCACCGGAGGAUCCUGUUGGCCUCCAAGCCCCCCAAGACGGGGAUAAAGAGASUCACCGGUCUGCAGGGGAGUAAGACUGCCUUGAGCUCCCACAGCCGCAGCAGCAGCCGGAGCAGUCUGGACGAGGUGCUAGCCUCUCAGCCCAGGACCAGGGACUCAACAGCAGGCAUAGCAGCCAAGACCAAGUCCCUACUGGACUACAGUGUCUACAUGGCCACCCUGGUAGCCCCUGAGACUGGCACUGCCACUGCUACUGCCACCCCCAUCGCUGCCACUAGUCCCGUAGUCCAGAGUCCACAGAGUAGCCCUGGGUCGGGCAAGAAGUUGCAGAGCAGCAGCAGCAGCUUUGGCCCUGUCGUUACGCUGGGGGAGGAGGAGCCUGUUGCCUGGGUGAACUCUGUGAUUGGCCGGGUGGCAUGGGACUUCCUGGGCGAGCCCUACUGGGCCGACGUGGUCUCCAAGAAGAUCCAGAUGAAACUCAGCAAGAUCCGGCUCCCCUACUUCAUGAACGAGCUGACCCUGACAGAGCUGGACAUGGGCGUGGCCACUCCCAGAAUCCUUGGCACCUCCAAACCCUCAGUUGACCAUCAAGGUCUGUGGUUUGACUUGGAGAUUUCGUACAGCGGCUCCUUCCUGAUGACCCUGGAGACCAAGAUGAACCUGAUCAGACUGGGGAAGGACGGAGAUGGCGUGCGCAUCAGAGAUAUCAGCAAGGAUGGGUACAGACCACGGACGUACUGCCUAGCUGACAGUGAUGAGGAGUCAUCCAGUGCUGGGUCCUCAGACGAAGAGGAUACUUCAGAGGUCACCAAUGACGUCCCUGGAGCAGAGGGAUACAUGGGGGGCCGCCAGCCCAGUAAGAUCAUGCGCUUCGUGGACAAGAUCGCCAAGUCCAAGUACUUCCAGAAGGCCACCGAGACGGAGUUCAUCAAGAAGAAGAUGGAGGAGGUGUCCAACACGCCCCUGCUGCUCACCGUGGAGGUACAGGAGCUCAGGGGCACGCUGGCCGUCAACAUCCCACCCCCGCCCACUGACAGGAUAUGGUAUGGUUUCAGGAGUCCACCCCACCUGGAGCUGAAGGCUCGGCCCAAACUGGGGGAGAGAGAGGUCACACUGGCCCACGUCACCGACUGGAUCGAGAAGAAACUGGACCAGGAGUUUCAGAACAUCUUUGUCAUGCCAAACAUGGACGACCUGUGGCUGACCAUCAUGCACUCUGCCAUGGACCCCCGCUCUUUUGGAACGCCCUCCACCUCCACAGCCGAUACGACCCAGAGGGAAACGGAGCCCUCCGAAACAGAGGGGGGCGCCACUAGCGGCAUKUGAAGGAUUGUUUACAGUAUUUGCCUGAAACGUGUGAAUUAGAAUGGGAGCCAGGGGGCCUUGUCGUAGUAUAAGGCUUAUCGGUGUAUAAGGACAUACAAAAAGACAUCCGUUAUUACCACAUAGACAUUCCAAUAGCUCCAUACCCAAGGGUCUUUUUUGURACUGGCAGAACAGGAUGACCUCAUCAGAUGAACUUUGACCUUUAACAAGCUCACUGACGGAACGAGACAGAGGUCAGUCAACCAACCAGGAAGGACAAACACUAAAAAAUAAAAACUGUCACUUGCUGCUCUGUUUUUAAAAAAUCUGUGUAGGAUGAACAGACUUAGAAAAGUAGAUUUUUCUCAGAAUGGCACAAAUGUAACAGUGAUACAACCUUUGACAGGGGCAGGUUAGACGCUAGGGGUAUAGGUGGAGCGGUGUGGAGAGUUUUUGUGCGUUAUAAGGUUACACAGUGUCCUAUGAACACAUGGUUAUUUCACAUUCACCGUUCACCUUACGUCCUAGAUAGACAACUUUUGUUUGGGGACCCAAAUCAAGAGAGAGAAUGAGGUGAAAAGAAAUGGUUGAAUGAGACAUGCCACCGCUAGAUUAUACUUUUGUUAUUGUACGGGUGUGUGCAAGAGAGUGCAUGUGUGUGUGAAGCCUGACACUAGAAGCAGGAGUGCAUACUUUUGACAAUGUCACAUUGGCAUCAAAUGCACCCUAUGCUUUGUCCAGGUGAACACUAACAGUAUAUACACAUAUAUUGUGUUGUGACCCCACAUCUCUUACUGCUCGGGAUAGAAGUUCCCCUUUACCACAGGCCUAGAAUCAGAUUACCCCAAAUCCUAACCAUUUCGGGGAUGAGAACAUGUCUGGCCCUAUAGCAGUGGUAAGGGGGAAAGUUCCCCUCUUAACUGUACACCACACCUCUUUAUAUGCAAAUGAUCACUGUGUCCGUAUCUGUAUGGAAGCAGCUAUAUGAAGCCCCUCCCCUCAAUUUUCUCUGGAAGCCAAUGCUAUAGGGUUAGCCGUCAUUACCUAGGCAACACGUGUCUUUAAUUCACUAAUGCCUAUGCAAAUUCCUUGCUAACUAUGGACAUGAGGUGAGCAAUGAGAAAAUAGUAUAUAUAUAUAUAUAUAUAUAUAUAUAAUCUUGUAAAGAUGUGUAUUUCUGAAAAGAUGUACAUAAUGGGCCUAACACUUUUGUUGAAUGUAUGUAUGGCUACAUUGACAUUGGACUGUUUUAUUGUUUGUUGUAUGGAAACUAUUCCUAACCAAUCACAUGGWUUAUGCUGAUUGGGGUAUGCCAAGUAUUGCACAACUAAAACAGAAGUUUUGAUUUAUGUUUUCCUUGUAAACACUAUUAAUGAAAUAGUAUCUACAGACAUGUAUUGCAUAUUUGCAGUGCUAUUGUGUUAUGCUCUCUCUAGCAUGUACAAUACCCAUGGCACAUGUUGAGACCAUUCCUGUCGUACUCGGCACAACUUAGGUUUUCAUGUAUUCUUUUUUUCAAAUGAUGUAGGAAGUGUUAUGUAUUUUUUUUAAUUUAAAAAAAAAUGUUUUUUCAAAUGGCCAUCAUCAACAGUUGCCAAUGCUUGGAAAUGAGCCCCCUUGCCAGACGUGCUAAAUGACACUUGGUAGAGUCAAACAAAAUGAUGCAGUGUGCCCUUUGCCAAAACCAUCAUUAAUAUUAAAAUAAACGGUUAACUGUCUCAAAUCAUCACUAUUGAAGUCUGAAUCACCUUCUAUACUCUACUGUUAUGUUUUCUUCAUUUUGAAGUAAAGUUUUAAAUGCACAGUUUUAGCAUUGGAUUUGUUUACAUGAAUUCCUAUUUGUGUUUCGUUUCGUUCCAUUUAUUUGUCAGGARGCUAAAACACUGUUGUAGAAUGUCCUUGAUGAAGGAAUAUCCUUUUUAACUUUCCUUUUACUUCUAAUUGGUUUCUUGUUUAAUUUUCGUUUUAUUGAUCGUUCAGUUGGUAAUAUUAUUAUUGGAACCCUUGAUAAAGAUGAGCCAAAAAUACUAAAAUAAAUGAUACAAAUACUGCGCCAUAUUGCAUGUAAUUUUAUGUUGAAAAUGCGAUUAUUGUAUAUUAACACAAUUGCUCAGAGAAAGAGAUUUAGUUUAAAAAGUAAUAAAACAAUACUCAAAAAGAUAGGCAUCAAAGUUAUUGGCACCCCUGUUUUCAGAACUCAAGCAUCGUACCUUUGUGGGAUAAGGACACUGAGCCUUUAAAGAAAAAGAUUAGAGAACACAGUGGGAGGGAUCUUGGACCGUUCAUCCAUACAGAAUCUUUCCAGAUCCUUGUUAAGGGGAGGGUGCUAAGACUAUUGAAAACAGGGGUGCCAAUAAUUUUGACCCCUCUUUUUUUUAAUGUUUUAUUGUUAAGGAACAUCUCGUUCUCUGAGCAAUUUUAUUAGUAUAAAAUAAUAGAAUUCCCCAGUUUUUUGGAGUGUGCAAUAUAGCUCAGUAUUUGUAUUUAUUUUAUAUAGUAUUUUUGCUCAUCUUUAUCAAGGGUGCCAAUAAUUAUUACCUGAAUGUAGGUCUAGUACCAGGUUGGAAUUAGAAGUUUUUGUAACYCUUUGUCUGCUUUUCUGAAAUACAAUGACAGAAUGAUGAUAUGAAUAGCUCAUCAGAUUUAUAUAAUAAGAGUUGAUGAGUCUGCAAAUAGAUGGAUUAUUUAGAUUUUUAAGGACAAAUUUGUUGAGCCUCAUCCAUGUCUACUCCUUGGCUGAAACUUGGUCUCUUAGUUGGGAGAGACCAAGUUUCCAUAAAGGAAGUUCUUUAAAAUAAUGCCUUUUUAUUUUUACAAAUGUUGAUUUAGCAGGCCUUGUUCUUUUCUGUUAUCGAUUUUGUACGACUGAAUUGCAAUGGUAUUGUGGUACAAAUMAUAAAAAAUAUCAACUUGCUUUGCAAUUAUUUGCUCUUGAUUGAAAUAAAGAUUUUUUUAAUGAACCAA
This is a messenger RNA of Salvelinus sp. IW2-2015, 6555 nucleotides long. RefSeq names its product testis-expressed protein 2. Gene Ontology annotation, cellular component: endoplasmic reticulum. Gene Ontology annotation, molecular function: lipid binding. NCBI's taxonomy places the organism in Eukaryota, Metazoa, Chordata, Actinopteri, Salmoniformes, Salmonidae. The record is from RefSeq and is a predicted model, not a curated record.